AUGUCGGACGAAGAUGCAAUCUCGGCCGUUGCCCUCGUGGUAGCGCUGGUUGCCCUGGUCACAUCGGUAGCCCAGCUUCUGCAAGCCAUUUUCGGCACUGCAGAGGGCUUCCGAAGGACCAACCGUCAGAUCAUGAGCCCAUUUUCCCAGACCAGAGAUCAUGUCUUCCACAUCACGGAACUUCGAUACGAGACGAAAUUCAGAACACCACAUUUCAAAUUCAAAAAAGCUACUAGCACUCAGUCCGAGAACAACUCCAGCACCAGCAAGGAGGCACGGACUUCUCAAGACGGAACUUCGCCCAGGCGUACCCGCUUUGGGAACAACAGUCGCAAGGAGGCCAAGAAGAAGCAAUUUCUGUAUAUCGAAGCUUAUCCAAAUGAAGAAAAAGCCCUCCAGGAUUUCAUCACGUCUCCAGCUGUCGGAAGGGUUAGCAAGCUGCAGCGCGUCCUCCAUUGGGUCGACAGCCGUUUCAACAAACCUCGCGAUCACCAUUUGAUCGAGGAACAUAGCAAAGCCCAUGCGGCUGGCUGGCUGUUACUGUUGGACCAGCUUUUUGAACGAGAAAGGCGCGUGCAUCACACGACUAAGGGAAGCAAAUACAGGCACAAAAGACUGAUUUCUACACCAAACGUAGCUCAAGCAGUCCCCAUCAAAUCCGGGCUCGACCCAGAGCAGUGGUAUCGGCCGGCGAUAGAGGGGGAUGAAUCAAAUGUACCCCGGACCCACCGAAAGGGAAAAGACAAAUUUGCGGAUGAGAGAGUCUCAGAACCCACCGACGCGUCAAGCAGCAUGAACGGAACAUUCGGCCUCAACGCCAAAGGCACCACGUGCGAAGAGAUCCUGAGGCAGUUUCGUACUGCCCUCGCCGAGGCCGACCAGUGUCUGCAAGACUACUUUGAAGGCGUCGAGACUGGAGCCUACGAGGCACUGGUGGCGGCUCAUGUUAAAAUGGCCCUGAUUCAUAAUGCCGAGGUCAAACAAGAAGAUCGAAAGUUAGAGCGCGACCGGUGCACAUUCAGAGAUGGAACCGGCGUCCCAGGAGUAUGGCCCAGAAAGACGGAGACGGUCCAUCGCUACGUCGACAGCGCAACGACUGCAGAGGGCGAAAAGCCGGACGUGAGCAUCGUUGGGCUUUUCAGAAAGCAGUAUAACACGAAGUUCGGAGUGGUUUCGAACCUGUCCCCUGAAGACAUACAACAAGCUUGGUUCACAAUGAUGUUGAGAGCUUUCCUCUGGGGGAUUCCCGAAGGGGAAGGCGGUCUGCCACGAGACAAUGGCGCCAAGGUGCCUCACCCGGCAGCCGACACGGUCGGGCCUGGAUUUUGCAACCUCAAUCUCACCCAGCAGUUGAAUCUCUCACAUCUCAACCCUAAGGCACCAUGGUCAACAGGUAGCAUACGCCUUGCCUCAACCGCUCACACAAUACGUGCGCCAGCACGGCUCAUACGACAGAUGAUGCAUCUCGCCAUACGCGCCACGUCAAGGCUACCCCGCCCUGGGGUCGGCCAGGCUUUCACGGCAACACCAACAUCCGCUGUGCGCCAUUCAUCCAACGUCUCGGCGGACGAAUUUGUCAAACAGUCCGUUGGCACUCAACAGAAACCUCACAGAAGGGACGAUGGAACCAAGAACCCUUCCUCGAUUGAGAUUAGGAAGGUGACAAGGACGUUUAGGAAGCUGAAAACAAGGGAGCCUGAAGUUGCUGACUGGACACCGUCGAUGGAGAAGCGAGCACCACCUGUGUCGCUAGGUCUCCCCAUCGAGGUCAGGAGAGUCGAAGCAGCUCCCCGUACCAUCCACAAGCACAUUGUCCGCAACACUGAAUGGAAAACACCAGCCAAGGCGUGGUCAGAGAAGCCAUCAACCGUCUUUUCCUCCAGGUGUGCCCUGAAUCUUCGGGGGCUUCCGCGUGCAACGACCACCAGAGAUAUCAUCCUGUCCAUUGGCGACGCUGUCCGCGAACACGAGGUCGAUUUCAGGUCAACUAGUGUAGCAGACAUCGUGAUCAGACCCAGAUCGGACAGCUCAGAGGGGGUUGACGCCGUCGUCAAUUUCAUGCACCCCAAUGGCGCGCGGAUCUUCCACAGACUGGCCGUCCAAGAGAAGUUCAAAGUACAGGGUUUGGUGCCAGAAGCUUCCUUGACCGACUUCGAGGACGCAUCCGAGAUACCGCAGCCGUCCGAUGACGCGGAAACAGCACAGCUCUCGAGGGAAGACCGCCGGGAAUAUUUCGAAUCGAAGGAGCUUCGCAAGAUUACACGAAAGACAAAUCUGAUCUACAAUUAG
This is a messenger RNA of Diaporthe citri, 2289 nucleotides long. RefSeq lists its product as uncharacterized. The record is from RefSeq and is a predicted model, not a curated record. The coding region runs from base 1 to 2289 and encodes 762 amino acids. The transcript is spliced from 3 exons. Lineage: Eukaryota; Fungi; Ascomycota; Sordariomycetes; Diaporthales; Diaporthaceae.